AUGUGCUUCUUGUGCCAGGUGUACGCGCCGCACGAGGACGAUCCGGCCAACUUCCACAAAACCAUCUUCAUAUUCUUAUGUCGCAGUGCCACUUGUUGCCAGAGAAACCGUAGCGACACCGUGCGGGUGUUCCGCAACCAGUUGUCCUGGAAGAAUCCUUUCUACAGCCACGAACCGCCACAGAAAGAGGAAGAAAGCCUGGACGCGCGAGGCAACCCUUCGAAACCGUCGAAGCUGUCAAGUAUCCUCUUCACCAAGUACGAGAGCGAGGAGUAUAAGAAGAGCGUCGUCAACGAGGAGGGACAGUUGCAGCUCUACAACAGAUUGGUCGGCGAAGGCAGAACCGGAACUCUUCCGGAAUCGGAGGAGGCUGAACUCGAGGAACUCGCCACCUGUGAGAAAGACAAAGUUUUUGCGAACUUCCGGAAACGCGUCGCCUGCAAUCCGGAGCAAAUCCUGAGAUACGAGAGAGGUGGAGAACCUCUUUGGGUCGCUUCGGAACCGAAACCUGAGGCUGUACCAGAUUGCGAGCAGUGCGGAGGUCCGAGGCAGUUCGAGUUUCAAGUUAUGCCUCAGCUGCUGACCGUCCUCAAGGAGAACGAACUCGAUUUAGGGGUGCUGCUAGUCUACACCUGCAAGCGAAGUUGCUCAAGUCAGAAAACGUACAGCAAUGAGUUCGUUUUCAAACAAGACGUUUGCGAAACUGACACCGUCUGA
This is a messenger RNA of Nicrophorus vespilloides, 717 nucleotides long. Its product is annotated as programmed cell death protein 2-like. The record is from RefSeq and is a predicted model, not a curated record. Lineage: Eukaryota; Metazoa; Arthropoda; Insecta; Coleoptera; Silphidae. Gene Ontology annotation, cellular component: nucleus; cytoplasm. The coding region runs from base 1 to 717 and encodes 238 amino acids. The transcript has 2 exons.